This is a messenger RNA of Tauraco erythrolophus (red-crested turaco), 1737 nucleotides long. Lineage: Eukaryota; Metazoa; Chordata; Aves; Musophagiformes; Musophagidae. The record is from RefSeq and is a predicted model, not a curated record.
CUCAACGAUGUCCUCAGCAAAGAGUGCAGCAUUGUUGAGCCUAUGGCCUCGGAAAACGAGGAGGAGGACGAAGAGGAGGAAGUGGAAACCGAUGGCUGUUCCCCCGAGCGAGACUCGCUGCUUUCCCCCAUCUGCGCCAUUUCCAAAGACUCCAUGUACUCGGCGCUGCCGGAGGAAGGAUCUAAGCCCUCGCGAGUGUCCCUCUUCGCCACUUCCAAGGACUCCAUCUCAGAGCUGACGGUGGUCUCCAGAAAGUCCCUGAAGUCAUUCGUCUCCAGCCUGAAGGACUGCAUGGACAGUGGGUACGCGGAGGACAGCGACGAGAACUCCCUGGACAUGGUGGGGAGGCCGGAGCUGAAGGUGGAGAAGACCCACCACAAAUACAGACACACGCUGACCAACAAGAUCUACAAACUGUUCAAGAGCAAAAGCCAACUGGUCUUGAGGAGGGACCUGAAGGACUGCCUGGACACGAGCUCGCUCCCACUGCCCCUGCGCCGGGCCGAGAGCCUCUGCACCCCCCAAGCCAAGCACCGCGUCCCGGCGCGCUCCCGGCGCGCUCACUCGCUGCCGCAGCACGUCCUGAGCCAGCGGCUGCCGGCCCCGCUCUCCCCACGGCACCUCAGCCUCCACCGACGGCCCUUCCUCAGCUACGAUGAGGAUGCCAAGGUGUCCACGCUGCGCGUCGUGGUCUUCGGCUCCGACCGCAUCUCGGGGAAAGUGGCGCGAGCCUACAGCAACCUCAGGCUCAAGGAGAGCACCUGCCCCUCACUGACAAGGUACUUCAAGCUGCAGUUUUUCUAUGUCCCCGUGAAGAGGAGCUGCUUGGCUCCAUCGACCCUGCUGAUGCAUCCCUCCCCAUCCCUGGGGGACCAGCAGCUCCGGGAUCCCACCUUGGCUGGGAUAGAGAGCAGCACCAACGACAUCUCCCACUACAUUGGCAUGUUGGACCCAUGGUACGAGCGCAAUGUUCUCGGGCUGAUGAACCUGCCCAUGGAUGUCCUGUGUCAGUCUGCCAAGCCGGAGGCUGAGCCCCAGGAGGACUCCCAAGAGCAGCUGCCCAUCCUGGCUGACAUGAUCCUCUACUACUGCCGCUUCGCCACGCGCCCUGUCCUGCUGCAGCUCUACCAGACGGAGCUCACCUUCAUCGGAGGAGAAAAGAUGACCGAAGUCUUCAUCCACUCCCUGGAGCUGGGCCACUCGGCAGCCACGCGGGCCAUCAAAGCGUCAGGUCCAGGCAGCAAAAGGCUGGGCAUAGAUGGAGACAGAGAAGCAAUCCCGCUAACACUACAGAUUGCCUACAGCAAGACAGCCAUCAGUGGAAGAAGUCACUGGAAUGACGUUGAGAAGGUCUGCACAUCCGUCAACCUUAGCAAAGCCUGCAAGAAGUACGAAGAACUAGCCUCAAAGACAGAGUGUCUCAACUUGACCAUGACGGAGGUAGUCAAAAGGCAAAACUCAAAAUCCAAAAAAAGUUUCAAUCAGAUCAGUGUGUCCCAGAUAAAGGUAGACAAGGUCCAGAUUAUUGGUCUCCAGUCCUCUUUUGCCGUAUGCCUGGACCAGGAUGAGCAGAAGAUCCUGCAGAGCGUAACCAGGUGUGACAUCUCUGUGUGCUACAAACCCAGGGACAGCGAUCUCUUUGCACUGAGAAGGUCCUCUUUGCCUCCCCAGGACCCCUCCGAGUUUCAUUCUCUCCUUUGUUUACCCAUUGCCACCUUCAGUGGAGCACUGCCAUAG